Molecule: messenger RNA, 783 nt
Organism: Trichoplax adhaerens
Lineage: Eukaryota; Metazoa; Placozoa; Uniplacotomia; Trichoplacea; Trichoplacidae
Exons: 8
Coding region: 1-783 (260 amino acids)
Molecular function (GO): hydroxyacylglutathione hydrolase activity
Source: RefSeq, a predicted model, not a curated record
AUGAAGAUUGAUGUCAUUCCAGCCUUACAGGAUAAUUAUAUGUAUCUGUUAACCGAUCCCAAAACCAAUCAAGCUGCUAUUGUUGAUCCAGUCGAACCGGAAAAAGUCUUAGCUGCAGUUAAUAACAGGAAGGUCGAUUUAACUACAGUAAUAACCACUCAUCAUCAUUGGGAUCAUGCCGGAGGUAAUGAUAAACUAGUCGGCAUGGUUUCUAAGAAAUUGAAGGUUUACGGGGGUGAUGAAAGAAUCGGUUCUUUGACUGAAAAACUUUCCGGCGGUGAAGAAUUUAAUAUUGGCUCUCUUGUUAUCAAAUCAUUAGCAACGCCAUGUCACACCUCUGGUCAUAUUUGCUAUUUUGUAUCUGAUCCUAACAGUCAAGAAUCUGCAGUUGUAUUUACAGGAGAUACACUCUUUGUAGGAGGAUGUGGCCGCUUUUUUGAAGGAACACCAGCUCAGAUGUAUAAUGCACUUUGUAAUAUUUUAGGAAAAUUACCUUCCUCGACUAGGGUUUACUGUGGACAUGAAUACAGUGCUAGCAAUUUAAUAUUUGCAAUCCAUGUAGAACCCGAUAAUGUAGACAUUCAGAAGAAAUUAGAAUGGGUUAAGAAACAACGUGCGAACAGAUUAGUAACUGUCCCUUCAACAAUAGCGGAGGAAUUGUCUUAUAAUCCUUUUAUGAGAGUCAACACUAAUAAUGUAAGAAAGCAUACCGGAAAGAAGAGCGGAAUCGAAGCUAUGGGAUACCUUCGCGAAGAAAAAAAUAAUUUUAAAGCGAAAGCUUAG